Messenger RNA from Lobosporangium transversale, 1423 nucleotides. Its product is annotated as beta-lactamase-like protein. Gene Ontology annotation, molecular function: transferase activity. Lineage: Eukaryota; Fungi; Mortierellomycota; Mortierellomycetes; Mortierellales; Mortierellaceae. The transcript has 5 exons. Bases 44 to 1327 code for a protein of 427 amino acids. The record is from RefSeq and is a predicted model, not a curated record.
UUUUUUUUUGUUUUAUCUCAACAAAACUUCAUUUCUUUCAACUAUGGCAACUUCCACACCGACCACAGACUCUCGUGAAGCAGAGCCGAAUUUAUUCCCAGAUCUUAUUGAACUCGAUGCCUUACGUCUGACCGUCAUUGUGGAUAAUGAUGUCGACUUUAUGACUUCAGUCCCUAGAGAACUAGGGCAGACCGCACAGGCCAUCAAACUGUUUUCGGACAAGAGAAAUAUUGACUGGGAGAAGACCACAGAAAAAGAGUCAGCCAACACUCAUGAGCGUGAACGUGAACAUGAGCAUGAACAUGGACAUGGACAUGAGGAUGUACAUCCGCAUACUCAAGAUGGUGAACGACCUGUUCGCACCAUUGCCUUUGAUUUCAACGAUGUCUGCUGUGGAGCGCAUGGAUUAUCCAUCUUAGUGACGGGAAUCAAGGAUGGUGUUGAACACAGAAUUCUCUUUGAUACAGGGCCACAUUCUGCCAUUUUCCUUGACAAUGCCAGACGGCUUGAACUUGAGUUUGAAAAGAUUGAGGUUGUUGUUCUUUCACACUGGCAUAUUGAUCACUCGGGUGGUAUGAUUGCGGCUGUUGAGAAGAUUAGGGAGGCGCGUGAGAAAAAGCAAGGCCUAUCACCAGUUGUCGUGGAUUUGCACCCUGAUCGACCAGAUCAACGUGGUACAUGUCUCACCAAAUCGUUAAAGGUUCAUAAUGAGCCAGAAGAGGAGCCUAUUCAGUAUGUAGCCUGGGGUGCGGAUCCUUCUCUUGAUGGCCUUAAGAAGGCUGGUGCACAGGUUUCGCUGAAAAGUCAGGCACAUACGAUCUGCGAUGGAUUUUUCGGCGUCUCAGGCCUGAUUCCACGCAAGACAUCUUAUGAAACCGGUAUUCCAAAUCAUGUUCGAUGGUUCCAGGACAGUAAAUCUUGGAAACCGGAACCUGAGAUCAUGGAUGAGCGAUACUUGGUUGCUCGAGUCAGAUCCAAGGGUCUUGUCGUCCUCACGGGCUGUAGUCAUGCAGGCGUGAUUAACGUCUGUCAGGACGUGAAACACGCGUUUGAUCCAAAAAACAGCAACAAUAGUAAUUCCAACAGUGCCAAAGGCAGCGACGUUGCUGACAAUCAAAUCUUUUUCGUUGUGGGAGGAUUCCACCUUGCUGGACACAGUGUCGAAACAAGGAUCAAAGAAACAAUUGAUGAUAUGUUAAAGAUCGAUCCAUCAUUUAUGGCUCCAGGUCAUUGCUCCGGAUGGAGAGCAAAGGCUGCACUGGAGCAGGCCAUGCCUGGCAGAGUCGCGUCGCUGGGAGUUGGUAGUGAUUUUUAUAUUCACCAUUAGGAGCUUUGAAGAUAGAGGGCCCCAUGUCUCACAUUCAGAACGAAAGACAGAGCGUGUAUAUGAGUUAUAAAGUACAUUUUUAUUGGAUAGAAAGAG